CACUCAGCAAUCUACCGGUUGUCAAGAUGGCUAAAAUACGGAUAUAUAUUGUUUCUGAAAUUUUGUUUUUAGUCAAAGCCAUCGAAAGUUUAAAUGUAUUGUUAUGUGAAAAUUCUACACAAAGAUAUCAAAACUUAACCUGUCCUGAAAACAAAACAAUAAGUUGGAAAUGGAUUACUUAUGGUGAAUAUCCAUGUCGGGAUGCCAAAAACAACCGCAUAUGUCUUUCAAAUAUAGAUACUUACUUCAAUGACCAUUGUCUUCGACAAAACAAUUGUACUCUUCCAAUCGACAUUUUGUCAAAUAAGAGUUGCCAACCUCCACCAAGACGCUUAGCAGUAAAAUUUAAAUGUGCUAUAGAUUCAUGGUGGUGGUCUGAUUACAAUCGUGGUUAUGUUGAUACCUGUGCGAAUUCGUUAGCGGAAGUCAAGUGUAUUUACAAUUACUACAUACAUAUUAAAAAGGUCUCGUCUUACAGUGAUGGAGGAAGAUGUGGUGAAAUGAACACGGACCGUACCAAAGAUCGUCUUGAACAGUUAUGUAAUAACAAACGCUUCUGCUCACCAGAUACAACUAAAGACUCGUGGCUUUUUCAUAAAAGAUACGCCAAUAUUAACUAUUAUUGUAGAAGACAAUCAGAUCCUCUAGUUACAGAGAGCCUACCAGGCACAGCAUCAGAUCAUGAACUUGAUAUGACUACUAUCUCGACUUCAAAUACUAUCACUGAAAGUGACAAACAGACUGUACUGAGACUUGAUGAUAAUCACCGAGUAGAAAUUUACCAACAUUCGCUCAACCGAAAGCUGUACCUAUGUAGUUUUGGAUGGGAUGAUUAUGAUGCUGCAGUAAUCUGUAGAUAUCUAAACAAAACAUGGACAGGAAAUGCUACAACCGUUGAUAAAUUGUUUGAUAUGCAGAUUCGUCCUUAUUCCCUGCAUUGUGGUGGACAUGAAUCUAGUUUGUUAGCAUGCAAUAAUACAAAGGAAGAAAACGGUUGUAAUAGAACUACAGUAGCUGGUGCCAUAUGCUGUCAAGGUACAAAAUGUUUAUUCACUGAAUAA
This is a messenger RNA of Mytilus californianus (California mussel), 1061 nucleotides long. RefSeq lists its product as uncharacterized. The record is from RefSeq and is a predicted model, not a curated record. The transcript has 6 exons. Gene Ontology annotation, cellular component: membrane. Bases 27 to 1061 code for a protein of 344 amino acids. NCBI's taxonomy places the organism in Eukaryota, Metazoa, Mollusca, Bivalvia, Mytilida, Mytilidae.